AUGGAUUUAGACACUGAUGUUCCAAUGGAGGACGUUAGCAAUGACCAACAAUUGAACCAAAGAUUCGAUGAAUCUACGUCUGGUCCAGGCCAGCAACAAUCACAGCCAUCUAACAGCAAAGAUUUGAACACAUCGUCCAUUAAUCAAUUAGAUCAAUGGAUUGAAAAACUAUCUGCGUGCGAGCCAUUAUCAGAGGGGGAUGUAAAAAACUUGUGCGAUAUGGCCAUGGAUGUUUUACAGUUUGAAGAGAAUGUGCAACCGGUCCAAGUCCCGGUAACUAUAUGUGGGGAUGUUCACGGACAAUUUCACGAUUUGAUGGAGUUGUUUAAGAUCGGGGGACCAUGUCCAGACACGAACUAUUUAUUCAUGGGUGAUUAUGUUGAUAGAGGAUACUAUUCAGUGGAAACUGUUUCAUACUUAGUUUGUAUGAAGGUGAGGUACCCUAAUAGAAUUACUAUAUUGAGAGGUAAUCACGAGUCCAGACAAAUCACACAAGUGUACGGAUUCUAUGAUGAAUGUCUAAGGAAAUACGGUUCUGCGGCCGUUUGGAAAUUGUUCACCGACUUAUUCGACUAUUUCCCUAUUACUGCAUUGGUUGAUAAUAAGGUAUUCUGCUUGCACGGAGGAUUAUCACCAAUGAUCGAAACGAUUGAUCAAGUAAGAGAAUUGAAUAGAAUCCAGGAAGUUCCACAUGAAGGUCCUAUGUGUGACUUGUUAUGGUCUGAUCCUGACGAUCGAGGUGGAUGGGGGAUUUCUCCAAGAGGUGCAGGAUUCACUUUUGGUCAAGAUAUUUCAGAACAAUUCAACCACACUAAUGACUUAAGUUUAAUUGCAAGAGCUCACCAGUUGGUAAUGGAAGGUUACUCAUGGUCCCAUCAAGAGUCUGUGGUGACCAUCUUCUCUGCACCAAACUAUUGUUAUAGAUGUGGUAACCAGGCAGCCAUCAUGGAAGUGGAUGAACAGCAUAACAGACAAUUCUUACAAUAUGACCCAUCAGUCAGACCAGGCGAACCAACUGUGACAAGAAAAACUCCCGACUACUUCUUAUGA
Debaryomyces hansenii CBS767 is the source of this 1050-nucleotide messenger RNA. RefSeq names its product phosphoprotein phosphatase 2A catalytic subunit (gene PPH21). The record is from RefSeq and is a predicted model, not a curated record. The transcript has a single exon. Gene Ontology annotation, biological process: mitotic cell cycle; peptidyl-serine dephosphorylation. Bases 1 to 1050 code for a protein of 349 amino acids. Gene Ontology annotation, cellular component: cytosol. Gene Ontology annotation, molecular function: protein serine/threonine phosphatase activity. NCBI's taxonomy places the organism in Eukaryota, Fungi, Ascomycota, Pichiomycetes, Serinales, Debaryomycetaceae.